GCUAUAGAUAGAUGCCAGCUUGGUGAUGAAGUUAGAAAGAAGAAAGAGAAGCUUUAUUCAGCAGUGAUUGAGAAUGGAGAGAAUUGGAGCAUGGGUCAAAGGCAGUUAGUCUGUUUAGGGCGGGUAUUGCUCAAGAGGAGCAAAGUGUUAGUACUCGAUGAAGCUACUGCAUCAGUGGAUACUACAACUGACUAUCUAAUUCAGCAAUCUCUUAGGCAACACUUCUCAGGGUCUACUAUCAUCACAAUCGCACAUAGGAUAACAUCAAUUCUUGAUAUUGAUAUGGUUGCCCUUCUCGAUAAUGGCCUUGUAUUGGAAUAUGAUUCCCCAUCCAAAUUGUUAGAGAUUAAGUCUUCUUCAUUUGCGAAACUUGUUAAGGAGUAUACUCAGAGAUGUAGUUCCUAG
Telopea speciosissima is the source of this 405-nucleotide messenger RNA. RefSeq names its product ABC transporter C family member 7-like. The transcript is spliced from 3 exons. NCBI's taxonomy places the organism in Eukaryota, Viridiplantae, Streptophyta, Magnoliopsida, Proteales, Proteaceae. The record is from RefSeq and is a predicted model, not a curated record. Gene Ontology annotation, cellular component: vacuolar membrane; plant-type vacuole. The coding region runs from base 91 to 405 and encodes 104 amino acids. Gene Ontology annotation, molecular function: ATPase-coupled transmembrane transporter activity. Gene Ontology annotation, biological process: transmembrane transport.